AUGGCUGCUGCUUCUCUUUCUUCAAUACCUCCUGAUCAGACUGUGAUCAAGCUUCCGCAUCCCUACCAUACCGAAUACUCCAUCCAAAAAGUCUCGUCACAGCAGAAUGGGGACGACGGUGCAGAACAAUAUCAAUUGAAAAUCAAGCCCAAUGUCUCUUCAGGAAAGAAACCCCCCGUCGAGCUUCAUACAUCCAAGGCCGUCUUCACUGAGCCAAUUGAUCUCAAAUCAAGUGAGCUGCCACCGCAUUCGAACAAUAGCGCCUGGGCACGCGCCAGACGAUCGCCAGGCGCAACCAUAUCAUGGGAUGGUCUUACGGAGCGUCCCACGUUGGCGCAAGCGUGGAUGAUCCUUUACGUACUAUUCACAACGCGGCCUUCUACUGAAUCACUCAGACUAGAGCUAAGGGGAGCAAAUGCCAUUGUCCUGGGACAGCAGCUGAAGGAUGUUGCGCUUGCCACGGAUCAUCCACUGCGCCCUCGAGAGAAGCCAGGCCCGUCUACAACUACAGAUACAGAUGUCGUCUUGGCUUUGCGAGCCACUUUCUGGCAAGGCGCCGGGUCUCCUUUUGGACCUCGACCUGUUUGGUGCCCUGAGGAGUCUCCUUCAUCUCUGCCAGCGUCGAGCCCUCUAAACUCGUAUCCCAUCACUCCUCUCCAACAUACAAUGACCAUCACCUCGGCCGGCGAUCCCCAAGAUCCUGAUCGCAGCCAGCAGACGUGGCAUCCCAUUCGGCCCGCCAAGCCAGCUCCAGGCGCUGUGAUCUACAGUCGAUGGAUCCCGCAUCUACAAGAAACAUUUUCGAUGGUAUCACUUGACUGGCAAGAUGCUGAGCAUUUGAGACUAUUCCACGAGUGGCAAAACGAUCCUCGAGUAUCUCAAGGCUGGAACGAGACGGGCACUUUGGAGCAACACCGAGAGUAUCUACGGAAAAUGCACGUUGACCCGCAUCAAGUUGCCGUUUUAGCCAAGUGGGAUGACGAAUACUUUGCAUAUUUUGAGAUUUACUGGGCCAAGGAGGAUCGACUCGGCAGCUAUUACGAUGCCGGCGACUUCGACCGUGGCCGCCAUUCCCUCGUCGGCGAUGUUCGUUUCCGAGGUCCGCACCGCGUGUCGGCCUGGUGGAGUAGCCUGAUGCAUUAUCUCUACCUUGACGAUCCCCGAACAAUGUAUGUCGUGGGCGAGCCCAAAGACAGCAACUCCACAGUCGUCAUGUACGACCUCAUCCAUGGUUUUGGCCUGGAUAAGUUUGUCGAUCUGCCGCACAAGCGUAGCGCAUUUGUGCGCUGCCACAGAGAGCGCUUCUUCCAGCUGUGCCCUCUGGGUGAUAACGAAAAGGCGGUUGGCGGAAUGAGGAUUGGGCUAGUGCCAAAGUUGUAA
Trichoderma asperellum CBS 433.97 is the source of this 1380-nucleotide messenger RNA. RefSeq names its product Putative O-acetyltransferase sat14 (gene SAT14). The record is from RefSeq and is a predicted model, not a curated record. NCBI's taxonomy places the organism in Eukaryota, Fungi, Ascomycota, Sordariomycetes, Hypocreales, Hypocreaceae. Gene Ontology annotation, biological process: siderophore biosynthetic process.